AUGUCUGCAUCUGAUAUCGAAAAUACAAUUAACGACAGAUUCCUUGAUCAAACAAAGGAGUAUAGUCCCCUUAAUGAUCUUGACCUGCAGAUGUUAAUAGAUACUUCGGAAGAUGUCUCACGUGUUGGUAUGAAUAUGACCUCGCCUGAAUCUGUACAGAGCAAGUUAAAACAAUUAAACUCUGGCAAGGCCCCAAGGUUUGAAGGAAUAUGCAGAUAAAUUAAUGUCUCAUAUAACGAACACAAAUUACCAUAUAAUUAUUGGUUUGGAAACGAGCGAAUAUUACCCCCAUCCCUGAAGAGAAACCGGUUCCUGAUAUCAAUAAACAUUUCAGACCUAUAUCACUAACCUCUCCUCUAUCCAAAAUUGUCGAAGACGUCGUUGUCGAAAAUUAUUUUGCUCCUGCUAUCUUGAGUUUCAUUGACUCAUAGCAAUUUGGAGGAAUACCUCGGUCGUCGGCCAUAUUAGCACUUAUUAAUAUGGUUCAUGAAUGGAGUAAAGCUACGGACGGUACCCAGGAUGCUGUUUGCGUGGUUUUACUUGACUAUUAGAAGACAUUUGAUCAUAUCGAUCGUCGAAUCCUUGCACACAAAGCGUUUCAAUUUUAUCUCCCACUCUCAGUAAAGAAAUGGGUUGUUUAUUUUCUGAUAGACAGAGAACAAUGGGUAAAGCUAACACGUUAUUGUUUUUCAGAGUGGCAUGGGGUUCCAUCAGGAGUUCCACAAGGAACCAAACUCCGCCCUUGGCUGUUUAUCCUGAUGAUUAACAAUCGCAGACCAUGUGCUCCAGAUUACUGGAAAUAUAUUGAUGUUACAAUUGAUGAUGCGAUUGAUGAUACAGAUCCUUCGUUGUCUUACCAGAGGACUCUUCAAUAUUCUUCAGCAAAAUCAGCAUAA
Messenger RNA from Paramuricea clavata, 896 nucleotides. The record is from the annotation of a GenBank genome assembly. NCBI's taxonomy places the organism in Eukaryota, Metazoa, Cnidaria, Anthozoa, Malacalcyonacea, Plexauridae.